Molecule: messenger RNA, 2118 nt
Organism: Anopheles nili
Lineage: Eukaryota; Metazoa; Arthropoda; Insecta; Diptera; Culicidae
Exons: 3
Coding region: 1-2118 (705 amino acids)
Biological process (GO): mitotic spindle assembly
Cellular component (GO): mitotic spindle; microtubule organizing center; cytoplasmic microtubule
Molecular function (GO): microtubule binding
Source: RefSeq, a predicted model, not a curated record
AUGUCGGAGAGUGGCUUCUCACAAAUCAUAACGAGUGGGUGCCUUUACACGGAUGCCGAUGCAGGCCCAAACGGGAUACGUCGCUCCGCACAGCGGCGAGGCAUCCAGAUGCAGCAGGAUAUGUCGCUGAAGAGCGAACCAAAGGAAUUUCCCCUGUAUGAGACGGCCUCAUCUGGGGACGUUCGCCGUAUGCUUGUCGAUCACGGAACCUACGCCAAGCGGUUCGAAACCACGCUAACGUCGAUUGACGGCGAAUGGGACGUGAAUCGGUACGACAACUACGAGGCAGACCCGCGAGAACGCGACCGUCGUACGGGCCAGCAUCCGAAACAAGAAACGUACGAAGGGAAUGGAUACUUUCACACGCGCAAUCCCAGAAUGCCCGCGGUUCGGCUAAAGGUGGCCCACCAAGACCCAAUCUCGAUCCGACCGAGAAACAAGAAUCCGCAGAUUGUAAACGUUUGCCAGACGUUUCGCUUUCCGGACAACUUCAUCACGCAAAACAACGCCAACCGGGUGGCACAGCAUCAGGAGCACAUGCUGCAGCAGCAACGUCCCGUCCCAGAACCACGUCGAGCACCGAUUCAACUGCUAUCCCCAUGCCACAGCACCUAUCGCAGCCGAUCGCGACUGGGCGGAUUCUUUGGUGUCUAUCGACGCCACCGAAACAUGCACAGCCAAACGAGCCGUACACUGCUCGAACUGGUGGAAUCCGAGCAGAAGCUGCAGCUGCAGUCCGUGGGAUCGACGGCCGUGCCACGGACGGUGAUGAACCAUUCCUUUGGUGGCCACCGUAUGCCGGAAGAUUCCGUGCUGGCCACAAGCGCAAGUGAAACAUCCAUCGGGGAAGGGACCGAUAUUCAUCCGAGGGUCCCGCCAACGGAACGGAAGGCAAAGAUGGCGCUGGCUCGGGAACCAGCGCGGACGGGAAUAGGUCGCUCAUCACAGGUACCAUACUUCGACCGUACCAAAAGGAACCGAUCGUGUACGAAGCUGGUUGAUGGUGGCGCCACGAUGGGUGGCCAUUAUGGAAGGAGCAGCAGGACACCUGCUGUAUCUAAUGGCGGGAAAUCCGCCCGGUAUUUGGCGAAGCCGAAAGCUGACCAUCGACGCUCACUUGGUGAGGAUGCGCUUGAGUGUCCGUUCGUUGAUGAUCCUUUUGCUUCGAUGACGAGCCGCAAUCGCAACCGACCGUUCAUGGCUGAGGACGCUGACUCGAUCGAUGACAAUGAAGGUUUGGAUGACGAAGAGGACGUAUCGGACGUGGACCCGCUGGAUGAACAGGAUAACGAUCGAGAGGACCUCAACGAGUCGAAUGAUCUAGAAGUGGAUGAAGAGGAAGAACAGGACGACGAGGUUCAAAUGGGUGAUGCUUUUGGGCACCGACGAAGCCACGUGGCGGCUACUGGAGACGCCCGUUCAGCCAGUGUGAAGGAAGGUUCGAUCGGGAUCUCGGGGAUUGUAGACAAGCUGCAGGACAACGUGUGGGAGGUGUGCCUCGAGGGUAUUUGGGAUCUGAUGGAUAUGGCGGGCCGAAUCGACUGGAAGCUGCAGGAGAAGUACAUCACCGUCAUCAACCGGAAGCUGAUCGAGUUUCUCAAAUCUCCAAGGACGGCUCUGUGCCGUUCGGCGUGCCAAGUUUCCGGGGAGCUCUUCCGACAGGCUAAAUCGACGAAGCGACCCGAGUUUGACGAAAUGGUCGAUAUUUUGCUGUGUAAAACGGCGGAUCCGAAUCGGUUCAUUCAGAAGGAUGCCAACGUGGCAUUAGACAAGCUGGUGACGUACAUUCCUACGCCGCAUACUGUACGGGCAAUAUCGAACCGGGGAACAAUCCAUCGGAAUCCACUCGUACGAACUGCAACUGCUCGGUUGCUCGUGUGUGUUUGUGUCGUAUCCGGACUGGAUGCAAUCCUUGGUGCCACGGCCAACACGCGCACGCGCAAAACUAUCCUUUCGAUGUUGGCUAAAUUUCUAACGGACAAAAAUCUCGAAACAAGAAAAUUUGGAGAACGACUUUAUCGCAUGUUGCGAAAGCAUAAAUUUUUCGAUGAAUAUUUCUACAAGGACAUGGACAACAAUCUGCGCACGAAUCUUAAGCGAGUGUUAAAAGGCGUUUAG